Messenger RNA from Eleginops maclovinus (Patagonian blennie), 3313 nucleotides. Its product is annotated as endothelin receptor type B-like. Gene Ontology annotation, biological process: vasoconstriction; enteric nervous system development; developmental pigmentation. Bases 326 to 1567 code for a protein of 413 amino acids. NCBI's taxonomy places the organism in Eukaryota, Metazoa, Chordata, Actinopteri, Perciformes, Eleginopidae. The transcript has 9 exons. The record is from RefSeq and is a predicted model, not a curated record. Gene Ontology annotation, molecular function: endothelin receptor activity. Gene Ontology annotation, cellular component: plasma membrane.
AGCCGAGCGGGGAGCGGAGAGUCUUCACGCACAGCUGGACACACAUCGUUCACUUUCACUGCUGUAACUCCGCGGAAAAAAAUCGUAAUUUCCCUGUCCGGUCAGGCACAUUUAGCGGAACUCUGCUGGAAUAUAGCUCGGGAAACUUUGGUCUUGAACACACCAGAACACCGAGGACAAACAAGCUUGGAUUCAAACCCACACAACCCGGACCAGAUCAAGGCCCGAUGUGUGCAUGUGUGUGAGCAUGUGUGUGUGAGGUCCUUGAAGUGUGUAUUUUCAAUACUUUUGAGAGAGUGAUCGUCUUGUGUGUGUGAGUGAGAAGAUGAGGGCUGUCGCAGCCCUUCUAUGUUUCCUGAUGUUCGCUGGGGUCGGAGCCUCCAGGUUCGCCCGCGACACCCAGGGUGGCCCGGAGGCUUCAGAACCCUCCAAGAGCAACGCUUCCGUCCUGCUUCAACCCCCGCAGCAGGGCCGUCCGAGGGGCUCCUUCCCCCCCAUGUGCAUAAAUCCCACGGAGAUAAAGCAAGCCUUCAAGUAUGUGAACACCAUCGUGUCCUGCCUGAUCUUUGUGGUGGGGAUCAUCGGCAACUCUACGCUGCUAAGGAUCAUAUAUAAGAACAAGUGCAUGAGGAAUGGACCCAAUGUCCUGAUUGGCAGCCUGGCUCUGGGGGACCUGCUUUAUAUCAUCAUCGCCAUCCCAAUCAAUGUGUUUAAGCUAAUAGCCGAGGACUGGCCGUUUGGCGUGUACAUCUGUAAGUUGAUGCCGUUUAUCCAGAAAGCUUCAGUUGGAAUCACCGUGCUCAGCCUGUGUGCCCUCAGUGUCGACCGCUACCACGCCGUGACUUCAUGGAGCAGGGUGAAGGGGAUGGGGAUCCCUCUGUGGAAAGCGGUGGAGGUUACGCUGAUAUGGCUCGUGGCUGUGGCGCUCGCGGUCCCUGAGGCGCUGGCCUUCGACAUGCUGGAGAUUCCGUACAGAGGCAACAAGUUGCGCGUGUGUCUGCUGCACCCAGAACAGACAGGCAGCUUUAUGAAGUUCUACCAUGACAUGAAAGACUGGUGGCUGUUUGGCUUCUACUUCUGCUUCCCACUGGCCUGCACAGGAGUCUUCUACACCCUCAUGUCCUGUGAGAUGCUCAGUCGCAAGAAAGGAAUGCGCAUUGCACUCAAUGACCACAUGAAACAGCGGAGGGAAGUAGCGAAGACGGUUUUCUGCCUCGUGUUGAUCUUCGCUCUCUGCUGGCUGCCACUCCAUCUGAGUCGGAUUCUGAAGAAAACUCUUUACGACGAAAAUGACCCAAACCGCUGUGAACUGCUCAGCUUCCUGUUAGUGAUGGAUUACAUCGGCAUCAACAUGGCCUCCCUAAACUCCUGCAUUAACCCCAUCGCGCUCUACUUUGUCAGCCAGAAGUUUAAAAACUGCUUCAAGUCUUGCUUGUGCUGCUGGUGCUACAGAACAUCUCCCCUAGAUGAACGAGGCUCGGGGGGGCGCUGGAAGGGCUCUUGUCACGGAAACGGGCUGGACCGCUCCAGCUCCCGCUCCAGUCAAAAAUACACAAGCUCUUCAUAAACACACAUACGCAUUUUCUGCCAAAUCCUGUGUUCACGUCAGCGCCCAUCACAGAAAAACACUGCCAGAAAACCGGUUAGGAGGGAGGAAAUGGAGAAGGACUCACUGAAGGAAAGAUGGAGGAAGAAAUAGGACUGUACAUGAUCAGGCUGCAAAAACGUAUGAAGCCUUACAUCUGUUAAUAAUCUGACACUGAGGCUGUUAUAGAGCUCUGAAGUCUCUACAUUUAUAUAGACUGUUUAUUAAAGCCGCAUGUAAAUGUAUGUACCGGAUUAUUUACAAGCAGACCUACGAUUAUACCUAACCUUAUGUAUGAAUAACAGCUGCAAUACUCAAGCUUUAAUACCUCACAGUGAAGGGAAACUAACGCUGACUUAGUCUCCAAAAAUGAUGUUGUUCUUUUUACAUACACAACGGUGCCUCUGCAAUAUAACAAAAUCAAACGCUUUUAUCCGAAAAUAACAACUGUCGCUGAGCUGAUCCCAUGCUGCCCGGUGACAUCAUACCAGAGUAAAAAGGGCCCUGCUGUCAUGUGUGGAGCCAAAAGUCGGAAAUCUUUUAUCUGGAAGUCAUGGACGCCUGAAGUCAUGAGGAGGCCAGCUGUUGUCUUAGAACGCUGACAAAUACCAGAUGACUCCAAUCAUGCCACACAGAGGAGGUCAUUCAUAAGUACUUUUAUUAUUGCAGUAUUCAAGCUGUUGUACGCGUUUUCCACUGUGUAUAAAGUCUUAACCCGUCCUUUAUUAUAAUGUAGCUUCUAUUUUUAUAAGUAUUACGAAACACGUGGAUAUUGUUCAACGUGAGGUGUUCAUCUGUUAUUUCGGUUCCCGUAGCUGCUGGAAAGGACUUCUGAGAGCGGGAAACAUUUACGAAACUUGACCCAUUUCGAAAGAGUUAGGAAGGAAGAAGUAAAUCCUGUACAGCUGGAUGUGUUCAAGAAGUAAUUGUUUUUGGUCACUGUGUAAAGUUCAUAGAAGUUAUUUAGAUACUUUUUUUGCAUCAAAUAUAAUCCUGGUAAUCCAUUUGCUUAACCAACAUGAUUAUCAUCAAAGGAGUUCAUAAUGAGAAAUUAUUUAUGAAGGCUGUAGAACAGAAGGAUGAAUUUGUUCCUAAUAUUUUACGAUUAACUUCAUGAUCUGUAGCUAGAAGUAGCUGCAAGCCCUCGGUGGUCUUGUACUUGUGACAAAUCUUGUGAUACCAGCGCAUCAUGAAAUAACCUUUUUUAAAUAAUUGUAACUGAUUUUAAACCACCUUCAACAUGACCAGAAGUGAGAUAUACUUUUGAUACAAACACAAGAUGAAUCUUCUUUUAGCUCUCAGUACAUCGUGAAAAUAAUGUAAUCCUCUCAUAGUUUUAAGUGUCAAACUAAAGAGGAAAUGUGCCUUUUUUCCAAACGUGCUGAUAACCAGACAAGGUGUUCGUUCACACUGAAGCAUUUUAAACUCUUUUUGAUACAAGCUAUAAAUAAAUGUACAGUGAAAAUAUGUCCAUUGAGUGCUCAAAUCAACUGAUCAUGUAGCAUGUGUCUAAUGAACUCAUCAUGAGUGUUUGUGCCAUCUUUGUGCUGCUUUAGGCUACAGAUAGAGAUGAAGGUCUGAGCAGCUUUGUGACUUCCUCUAUAGACACUGAGGUAAUUUCAGGUUAAAGAUCAAAUGUAAUGUGAAUAUCAGCCCCGGUAUUUUUAAAUUACAUUUAUACCGUACUUAUUUGUUGGAGUAUGCUGUAAUAAAUAUUAUUUUAUAGCA